AUGGUAUCAUACCUCACCAUAAGCCUACAGCAAUGGAGCCAGUCAGACUAUGUACUGAAACCAGGAGGCCCCAACCCGCUAUCCACCCAUCCCUUCCGGUGCUGGGUGCCGGCGCCCUGCUCCCCCAGGGCGGCAGGGGGCGCCUCAGGCCCAGGCGCCGCCCCCGGGGACCCCCGCAGCUCCCAUUUGGGGGAGGGGGGGACGGGGGUCCGCGAAGCGCGGGAAUCCAAGCAGAAGGAGGAGGCUCUCGAUGGCCAGCCACCGAGAACGUUAGCGGAAGGUCUCAGCCGCCGUGUCCGAGAGGAGGCCGGAGGCCGGACCCCACGUGCGGCGGAGGAGGAAGAAGGAAGGAAGGCCGCAGGAGGGUUUUCCCUCUGUUCUGUUUCCAAAAAGAAAGACUUACAAUCAGUGUGUGGACAACCUGUAUUUUCAAGCCGCAUCAUCGGUGGCCAGGAUGCUGCUAUCAGACGCUGGUCUUGGCAAGUCAGCCUUCAUUUGGACAGGGCCCCCAUCUGCGGAGGGUCCCUCAUCAGUAAGAACUGGAUACUGACCGCCGCACACUGCCUACCAAAGACCUCAGCUUAUUCAUACAGUGUUUGGCUGGGAUCCCUUAAAGCAGACGCCUCAAAUAAAGGCAAGGUAUACUAUGUGUCCCGAAUCGUCCUCCACCCCAAAUACGAUGGUUCAAACGCAGACAUUGCCUUGCUCAGACUGUCCUCCCAAGUCACCUUCUCUGCGGACAUCCUACCCAUCUGCCUGCCCAGUACCUCAAAGCGGCUGAAGAUCCCAGCUUCUUGUUGGGUGACUGGAUGGGGACUAGUUAAGGAGAAUGCAGGUGAUAAUUACCCUCAUACCCUGCAGGAAGCUGAAGUACCUGUCUUUACCCACCAGGAGUGUGAACAACUCUAUAAUCCAGUCGGCGUCUUUCUGCUGGCAUUGGAGUCAGUCAUCAAGGAAGACAUGAUUUGUGCUGGUGAUAUUAUAAACAAGAAGGAUAGUUGUAAGGGUGACUCUGGAGGGCCGCUGUCCUGUCAUAUUGGUGGCAUUUGGAUUCAAAUAGGAGUGGUCAGCUGGGGAGUGCAAUGUGGUCAAAGGCUUCCUGGGGUCUAUACCAGUGUGAUCUACUAUCAAAAAUGGAUUAAUCAGGCUGGGAAGGUGGCUCAGCGGUAGAGCACUUGCCUUGCAUGCUCGAGGCCCUGGGUG
Dipodomys spectabilis (banner-tailed kangaroo rat) is the source of this 1203-nucleotide messenger RNA. RefSeq names its product serine protease 48-like. The record is from RefSeq and is a predicted model, not a curated record. Gene Ontology annotation, molecular function: serine-type endopeptidase activity. The transcript is spliced from 8 exons. NCBI's taxonomy places the organism in Eukaryota, Metazoa, Chordata, Mammalia, Rodentia, Heteromyidae. Bases 1 to 1170 code for a protein of 389 amino acids. Gene Ontology annotation, biological process: proteolysis.